Phoenix dactylifera (date palm) is the source of this 1328-nucleotide messenger RNA. RefSeq lists its product as uncharacterized. NCBI's taxonomy places the organism in Eukaryota, Viridiplantae, Streptophyta, Magnoliopsida, Arecales, Arecaceae. The record is from RefSeq and is a predicted model, not a curated record.
UCCGCUUAUGUUCUCUUCCCCGUUCUUUCGUUCUCUUUCGCCCACCGGCGGUUUUCUCAACCUCGUCUGCUUCUCGUCUUCGAUCUCUCACCUCUAGAAGGCCGGAUCCGGACACUUCCAGGUUGGCCGGUGCAUGGUAUUCCCGCGGUGUAGGGGCCACUAGAUUCCAUGGCGACGGCGGCGGGCGAGCGCGAGAAGCCCCAGUCUUCCAACCCCCUCGACAAUUUCUCCUUCCCGAUCUUGAAGAGAUGGGGCAACCAGCGGAUGCUCCGCUGCGCCAACGUCAACCGCAAGGGUGAGAUCAUCGAGGGCGAUCGGAGGCCUUCGCUUCCGGCUGCGGCCAGCGAACGAAGAGCUCUUCCAGACGGAGCGCGGAUCCGGGUGCCGGUGGAGGACUCGGAGGACGGCGAUGGCGGCAGCGACGACGGAGGGCUGGAGGAGCUGAGGGCGAAACUGAUGGGCCAUCUCCGCGAGGCGGCGGACUGGAUAAAGAUCGGGGCGUUGCCGCCUCUCUUGGGACGAAAGGCGGAGGGGGACGUGCCCGUGCCCGUGCCGGUGCAGGCGCCGGCGCCGGCGCCGGCUAGGGAGAUGGAGGCGGGGUUGGCACCGGAACCGGAACCCUCGUCGUCUGCGGCGGAGGCAGAGAGACCGUGGAAUCUAAGAACGAGGAGGGCGGCAUGCAAGGGCCCGAUCGGGACCGGAGGGCGGCAACCAAGCUCUAGCACUGCUCCGGCGGCGGCAGCAGCGGAGAGAGGUGGUCGGGAGAGGACGGUCCGGCUGAGAUCGGAGAGCGCGGGGAAGAGAGAGCGGCCUAAGCUCUCGGUCGCGCUCACGCCGGAGGAGAUCGAGGAGGACAUCUACGCCGUGACGGGAUCCAGGCCUCGCCGGCGGCCAAAGAAGAGACCUAGGAUCGUACAGAAGCAGUUGGAUUCGCUCUUCCCCGGCCUGUGGCUAUCGGAGAUCACCGCCGACUUGUACAAGGUUCCUGAUGAUUAGCCCAAGGACGGUGGCGCGGUUAUGUACACCUCCGGUUAGGAAACCCUCCUCCCCGCCCACUUCUUCCUCUCAAAUGCGGUUAUGUUCACCUCCGGUUAGCAAAUAUAAAUAAAACCCCCUUCUCGCCCAGUCCUCUCUCUCUCUCUCUCUCUCUCUCUCUGCGGUUCUUAGAGAGGGAUGUAUUGGAUUUGGUACGUUGGUGUUAGCUCAGAAAACUGAAAAGUAUCUAUCUAGUUGAUGUUCCUUUAUAUUGCGUUUUGAAUUAAACAACAUUACAUGGGUUUGGAUGUAAAAUUAUUUCAUGCAGAGCUUAGUAGAGUUUGUUUUUGAUA